AUGCCUCGGAGAAUACCAGCGUCAGCAAAACAACGUAGAGCCAAAAUUCAAUCGAAACGCGCAGUUAAACGAGGAGACGCACCUCCACCAGAACCAAAACCCAGGAAACCGCACCAGAAACCUAGACGUGGACCGACAGGUGCUUUGCUCGGUCCAGCGAAUGCAAGCUUGAAAGAAUCGUCGCGGAAACUGCAGUCCGCUUUCGUGAAGCUAGAUCCUCAUUUUCUGGAACAGACCAAGGAUCUUGCCGCCUCACUUCCCCUGAUAAGACCCAUUGCGGUCGACGCCUGUCUUCUAAGAUCAGGCAGUGGAGAUGAAGAGGAAGAUAAGGCGAAUAGUUUGCUUGCAGUUCCCAAAAGACCAAAGUGGCGAUUUGACAUGACCAAAAAGGAGGUCGAAUGUAAUGAGGAGGGGUGGUUCAAAAAGUGGAUAUCUGAGACGGACGAUGCUGUCCAACAAUGGUGUGUAAGAAGUAGCCCCAAGGUGAAAGACGUUGAAGAAGGGCCUGAUACUGAGAGCGAUAAGGACGACAUGAGUCUCCCAGAAGAACCUUCAUCAAUGCCGCGGGCACCGACGUACUUCGAACGAAACAUCGAAGUAUGGAGACAAUUAUGGCGUGUGACAGAGAUAUCGCAGAUAAUUCUGCUGUUGUUGGAUUCUCGCUGCCCAAUCCUGCAUAUUCCACACUCGCUCACGUCGUAUCUUACCACCCGACCUAUCAAACUCGUCCUCAUACUGACCAAGGUCGAUAUCGCUGGCCCAAAGCGUGCUGAUGCAUGGACUUCCUACCUUCAAGCUCAAUAUCCCGAUGUACCAGUCAUACCGGUCGAAGCUUACGCUGAACGAGUAGGGGCCCAGGGAAAGUCUUUCUUUGAGCCUCACAUGCCGCUACCAUUCAGAGAACGUCUAGUGAAGACCUUGCGAGAUGCCCAUGCAGAGAUGUUACGCCCUCCUAAUUCCGAAAAUGUUGAAAAGCGGAAGCCUUCAGUGAAGAAAGAUGUUGAUUGGGAGGCAGUCUUAAAGGCAGAGGGAGGAUUGACGGGAAGUGUAGUCGGUGGUGCGGCUGCCCCAAAGCAAAAAGAGUCAAGUGAAGAUUCUGAUAAUGCAGAGGACAAGAACGCAGGACAUGGCUCAAGCGAUAAAGGGAGUCAACCAAACGUUGGGAAAUCGUCCCUCUUGAAUGCCUUAUUCGGGCUCCACAAAGUGCGAGCAUCAAGGACUCCUGGGAAGACAAAACACUUCCAGACUCUUUUCUGGACUCCGGAUGUGCGGCUAGUCGAUUGCCCAGGAUUGGUUAUGCCAGCAUUUGUGCCCAUGGAAAUACAGGUUCUAUCUGGCAUUUUCCCUAUUUCUCGGGUUUCCGCUAUUCCCUAUUGUAUCCACCACAUUUCUCAGCUUCUUCCCCUUGAACGGAUACUACAGCUGACUCACCCAUCAACGCUCUCGCCCCCAGCACCAGACAAACGUACCUGGCGUGAUGGGACCAGACCAGAGAGAAAGGCACAGGAAAAGGAGGUAAUCUGGACUGCCAUGGACAUAUUGACAGCAUAUGCCGAGAAAAAAGGGUGGGUCACUGCACAAGCUGGUCGGCCAGACAUCAACCGUGCAGGAAAUUCCAUUUUAAGAGCUGUAGCCGAGGGCAGAAUAAAGUGGGCAUUUUGGCCGCCUGAAACAAGCUAUGACAUUGUAGAGGAAGGGUCUGCAAGCGAGAAAAAUGUAGGAAUCUGGGUUCCGGGUGGAACGCGGGUAGAAGAUGAAGACGAAGAAAGCGACGAGUACCGGGAGGUAGUCGAGCAGGCUGAGACAGAGGAAGAAGAGAGUCUCAGUGACGCAGAAGACGAUGAAGAGGUGGACGUCGCGAAAAGUGGUGCAAUAGGCCGAUUCAGUGCGUUGGUUGACUCGGAAAGCGAAGAGGAAGACGACGAAGGGUCUGGUAAAGCGAGUAUGGGUCGAUUGGGGGCGUUGGCAUUGGAAUAG
Serpula lacrymans var. lacrymans S7.9 is the source of this 1977-nucleotide messenger RNA. RefSeq lists its product as uncharacterized. Bases 1 to 1977 code for a protein of 658 amino acids. NCBI's taxonomy places the organism in Eukaryota, Fungi, Basidiomycota, Agaricomycetes, Boletales, Serpulaceae. Gene Ontology annotation, molecular function: GTP binding; GTPase activity. The transcript is spliced from 6 exons. The record is from RefSeq and is a predicted model, not a curated record.